Molecule: messenger RNA, 2641 nt
Organism: Nomia melanderi (Alkali bee)
Lineage: Eukaryota; Metazoa; Arthropoda; Insecta; Hymenoptera; Halictidae
Product: glucose dehydrogenase [FAD, quinone]
Molecular function (GO): flavin adenine dinucleotide binding; oxidoreductase activity, acting on CH-OH group of donors
Source: RefSeq, a predicted model, not a curated record
CCCUUGCAAAAUGUUUUCAAUACUUCAAGAAAUCCUCGACUGCAAAGGGUUACGUUCGAUGCCGUACGAUUUUACUAUACAUGUUCAUGAAAAUGAUGAAAUUGCAUGUUUGUCUAGAAUGUCACCGCAUUAGGUAGUAGUAUUUGGGAUACAGAAAUGUGUCUCGAUAAUCAUUGUUUAAUCGAGUGAACUGUAGUAAUUCGAUUCGGUUCAGGGUCACCGGCGACCCCCAUGUCACUCGACGUGUCAACCUCAAUCGAAUGGAAUACUCGAUAACAUGUACAUGCAUAUUUCAUUCGUGUUCUCGCUAGUUUGAAAGGAUUAUGAUUAUAUCGUUACUUCGCGCAGUAAAACUCAUUCCAGUUUGCAAAAAGCCAGUCAAAAACAGCCAAGCAGUGCGACCACUCUUCUCUCGUUUCAAUUCAGGAACUGAACGUUUUCCUAUUUUUCCAAACAUAAAUUUGAAAGAGUGCGAUCGUUAGAUAUCUCCAGUUCUAAAAUAGACUGGCAUAUUUAGACAGUGCAACGGCGAGCCGACGUCGCGCCGCUCGGGACUCGAACGGUUAAGCCACAGGCCGGGAUUGUCAAUAACGCACUGUUCACUGCGAGCCUCUAUUAACGCGACAUGGAGGCGUGUAUGGCGACAAGUUGCAGCGCUGCGCUGUCCACGACGCCGGCUUCUCUUUUCACUCAACUGACGCAGCUGCUUCUGGUGUCUCAAUGUGCCUUGAACACCGUGAAUUAUCCCCCGGAUCGCACUACGGACAUUCUCUCUUCGAACAGGGAAUUCGAUUUCGUGAUCGUCGGAGCCGGAACCGCGGGUUCCGUGUUGGCUCGCAGGUUAACGGAAGUAAACGACUGGAACGUCUUACUGAUCGAGGCUGGGAAGGAUCCUAGCAUCUUCACCGAGGUGCCUGGAUUCAUGACGCUGAUCCCGGACUCGGAUGAGGAUUAUGCUUACCAGGUCGAGCCUCAAGAAGGCGUUUGCCAAGGGCAGAGAGGCAAACGCUGCAGAUGGCGCAAGGGCAAAGCUCUGGGUGGCAGUAGCGUCAUGAACGCGAUGCUCCACGUAUUCGGCAACGACAGGGACUACAACAACUGGGAAGCCAUGGGCAACGAAGGAUGGGGCUACGAGAAGAUGCUGCACUACCUGCGGAAAGCCGUAAACUGUCCAGCAGGAAGUACACCCGCAUCGGAGAACAGACACUGCGGAGAUGGUCCAAUGAGCGUGAGGAGCUACAAUUACUCCGAGACGAUGUACCAAGACGUCCUCUUGGAAGCUGCGCAGGAGCUAGGGCUAGACGUGCUGGAGCCUCUAAUCGGCGAUCGUUUCAUCGGGUUCGGCAGAGCACUGGGUACCCAAAGCGAAGCUCGACGCGUGAACGCUGCCAAGGCAUUCCUGUCCCCCGUGAAGGACAAGAAGAACCUCUACGUGAUGAAAUCCAGCAGAGCCGACAAGAUACUGAUGGACGGCAACCGAGCAACCGGCGUCCGAGUCACGCUGGAGGACGGAAGAUCGGUAGACGUGAAGGCGACCAAGGAGGUGAUCCUCUCCGCAGGCAGCGUGGCCAGUCCCCAACUGCUGAUGCUGUCCGGAAUAGGCCCCGAGAAGCACCUGCAGGACAUGGGGAUCCCUGUGAUAGCCGAUCUUCCGGUCGGCAGGAACCUCCAGGACCACGUGAUGUGGCCAGGGCUGAUAAUAGGCUACCAGAACGACACGCAGCCUCCGUCGAUGCCGAUCUUCAUGAUGGACUUAGCGUACACGUACUUGAUGCACGGGAAAGGGGAUCUGGCGUCCGUGCCUCUGGACCUCCAGGGCUUCGUCAACGUGAACGAUCCCGCUUCCAAGUACCCAGACAUCCAGUUCAUCUUCGGAUUUUUCCCUCAGUGGCAGUCGGCGAAGAUCGGCAGCGUGUACAAGAUGCAGAACAUGGACGACGGCGUGCUGGCAGGCGUGAAUAGGAUCAUCAUGGAGAACAACGCGAUCAUGGCGGUCAGUAUCUUGCUGAACCCGAAGAGCAGAGGCGUCGUCGAACUGAGGAGCGCCGAUCCUGCCGAUCCCGUGAAGAUUCACGCGAAUUACUUCGAGGAGGAGGAGGACUUCCAGACGCUGCUGAAGUCGGUCGAUGUUAUCAGGUCUCUGACGAACGCGAAGGCGUCGCGGAAACACGGGAUGGACUUGAAGCACCUCGAUUUGCCCGGCUGCAAGCGCGAGAAGCUCGAUUCGAAGGAGUACUGGGCUUGCAACAUUCGGCAGACCGCCACUUCGGUGUUCCAUGCCGUUGGCACCGCGAAAAUGGGGCCGAAGAGCGAUCCCGCUGCUGUCGUGGAUCCCAGGCUGCGCGUGCACGGUGUCCAGAGGUUGAGGGUGGUGGACGGGUCCAUCAUGCCGACGAUCGUUAGCGGGAACACGAAUUCUCCGAUUAUGACGAUCGCGGAGAAGGCGGCGGACAUGAUUAAGGAAGACUGGUCGAAGGAUGUCCAUUCGGAAUUGUGAGGAUCGAAUGAAGGAUAUGUUAUCAGAUUUGUGACCUGAAAGUUAUUCGAGUUCUUUCCGUUUCAUCGAAUUCUGUUGACGAAUAUAAUGAAGUAACGAUGGCGCGGAUGUAGUUUAUAAAUAAAGUUUAUUUUUCUAACAGCA